CAUGAUAAUAUUGGGACAUCAUCGGUAGAGGUAGGAAUUGCCAGGGGACCCACGAUACGAUAUAUCACGAUACUUAGGUUACUGUGAUAAAAUAUAUUGUGAUAUGUUGUGAUUUAUCACCUUUAUUCCAACUGCAAAUUAAUUACCCAAAGUAAAACUUUAUCAACAUCAGUUUUACCUCAUAAGAUAAAGUUUUCAAUCUGUUCAUCUGACUUUAAUCAUUUUUAUUGCAGCAAAAUGUAAUGCAAAGCAGACAGACUGACCAGCACCUUCAUAAAACCUGUCAGAAAUGCUGCAUACACCUGGCAAACUGAACUGUUGGCAAUGCGUGAGCCAAACACUUUACACUUCACUGAAUGGCAACACCCAUGUAAGAAGUGUUGUCUGUUACAACAACAAUCCCCCAUUCUUGUGCUGCAUUUAGCAGGAGGUCUACUUUGUUUGCUGCGGUGUGACUUUGUGACGUGUAGUGCUCUAGUUUGGAGAAUGUGAGACAGCAGUCGCCAGUCCUUUGUGAGAUAAUGUGCCAUUAUAGUCACAUAUGAAUCAACUGACCUUGAAGUCCAGGCAUCACAAGUUAAUGCCACCCUUCCUGCUGUACUCAAAGAUUUCUCAACUUUAUGCUUUACUUCUCUGUAGAGCUUGGGUACAGCUGUGUUGCUGAAAAAAUGUUGGGGUGGAGUCACAUACCUGGGUUCCAGUGUUCUUAGCAUGUAAACAGAAGCCUUUGUUUUCAACAACGCUGUAUGGAGAUCUUUGCACAUGACAUAGGUGAUGGACUAUGAUAUUUUCUUUGCUUUCUUAGAGUUGGAUGGUGGUUUUGUCAAACUAAGUGUGUCCAGUGUUGCCAGAGCGGGUUAAGCAUUAGCUUGACCGUCAGUGGCUAACACUAUCUCUGGAUGGUGGUGUAUGAGUCCUCUGACAGGGUUUGACCAGGAGCAGCAGCUCUGGGCUGACCUGUGCUAUGAAGACCCAGAAGGCCCAAGGUGUUACAUCAGCUUCGCCUCCCAGCCGACGGAAGUCUUGCUUCACCUUACGAGGCAGAAAGAAGAAGGACAGGGUGAUCCAAGGCAAACUUCGCAUCCGUUCCCUGCCUGGAGCCUUUCUUGUGCUGGGGGUCAUUGUGGUGGUUGUUGGCACGGCUCUGGCUGUGGCGGGAUACUGGCCCUAUCGGAUAUCGAGAUCAUCCAUCCUGGGAGCUGCAGAGGGGGAAAGCAUCUCUGAGUCACAGAGCUCUGGCUGGAGUCUGGGAGCUAAGGGCCUCCUAUCCACAGCUGGCCUCAUCCACAGUGAGCGGAUGAAGCUGCUGGGACCUGUCAUCAUGGGAGUCGGUCUCUUUAUCCUCAUAUGUGCCAACACAGUCCUUUACGAGAACAGGGACAGAGAGACUCAGAUGCUUCUGGCUCAAAUGCGCAGUGUAAUCUGCUCUGUGUCUGCGGCUGUUCCCUCUGCAGACCUUAAAGAAAUUGCAGCAGCCAACUCGAUGGCAAAACACUACCAGUGGGUGAGCAGUUUACCAGCUGCUCAUCUCAACAUCCUUUGUCUGCAGCAGCUGGCCAGCUCUGAGCCCCUGCUUCAGACCAGAUAUCCCAGAGACCAGAUGGAUGGUUUGGAGGGCAUCUACCAGCAAGCUGUUCUCCAGACUGAAGCUCUUCACCACCAGGAGUCAGAGCCUCCACCUUCUAACUCCAGCUCAUGUAAUUCCAGCGAGACAAACUUAAACACAGAGUCUGGUGCUGAGCACAGGGGCAGCACCAGCUUCAAUCUGCAGCCCGCCUCACUCGUCAAGCUCAGCAACUGCCUGGUGUCUGCCAGCUCCAUGUCCACCCUAGACGAGGUGGAUACCCCAGCUGUCAAGCAAAGGCGCUGCCACAGUAUGAGCUACAGGACUAACCCUUAUAUAGCCCAAAAUGGUGUGAGUCUGGAGGAUGGACUCCACACAGCCGGCAAGGAGGCUGAAAUAAAUCAGCUGGUAGUCACAAGCAGAGAGGCUGGUUCACAGGUUUGCGUGAACAUCCCCUGGCAGGUUGUGGAUGCUGCAGAGGAGCAAACUCACAGAAGCUGGCCUCAAUUAGACCUGGGCAGUGGGAGACGAUACCUCAAACUAGAGAACAAAGAGGACUCAGUGGACAAACUGCUUGUCCAGUUAGAGCAGCAUUGUUCUCAGUGGGAUAAGAAUUUUGGCUCUGGACCUUUCCAGUGAUGGCUGCUGGUGACAGCUGAUGACCCUGAUAACUGAGGAUCAUACUAAUAUUUCCCCUGGAUUUUAAACUGCACUAUAUGUUUUUUGGGGUUUUUUUUUUUUGGGGCAGAGAGAAAGUGAGCCCCGGAUCAUUUGGAAUACAGUACUUCUCACAAGGAUCUUCCGAUCAUUCUCAAUCUUCAGUGGAAUAUUUAUACACAGAGGUUAUGGUCUUUGCUUGGCCUCCAAUUGGAUUUGGCAAAUGUUUUAUAUCAUUGAAGGAACAAUAAACAGACCAUACACUGUCACAGAUGAGCAAAGCAAUUUGACAGACUGUUUACCUGCCAGAAAUCAACUUGUAUCUCAAUGCCAAAAUGGGUUUGCCUGUUUCCAGGACACAGUGUGCACAGUCUAGUGAAGGAGAGAUAGAAGGGUGGUUGUUUUCACUGUGCAAUCAAUUUUGAACCAAACCACCUGGACUCCUAAGUCCAUAAAGUGCUGACAGCUUUUGACAAAUGCAACUACUAUAUAAAAAUGGGAUUUUUUUUUCACUCAGCUGAGGUACUCGAAAUGCAAUGCAUGGCAGUGAUGUACAGUAUGUUACAUCUUAAUACUUAUGGAAAAUAAUGUCAUUGUUUGUUUUUAUGUAUAUAAGAAGUAAUGAUAGUUAAAAGGUAUGCUGAUUUAUUACAACUUGGGUCUUAAUUUCUUAGGUUUAGACAUUAUUUCUACAGUAUCUUUUAGAAUAACAUUGUACUCUCCAAGCUGAUUGCUGAGAUCUGGGAUGAUAUCACCACAACUGUCUCUAAACUGUAAUGGAUGGUCGUAAUGGUCACUUUGGAUAAUAAUAUAUGAUUUGCCUUUGUAUUGUUAUGAACAGAUUAUCAUGCCCAUCAAUCCUGGGCACUAUUUUCACUAAGGACCCUUACCAACACAGGCAUACACACCCAUGUGUGAGCACCGCAGCAUGGAGUCCUGCACGGGUCCAUUUUUGAAAACCCGCACCCACCCAUAGCCAAAAACUCCGUACCAAAACCGAUCUGUUACCAGUUAUGUCUAGGUCAAAGCCACACCCGCGCACACCCAUUAAUAAAAGUCCUAUAUCCCGACCCGAUUAAAGACACACAGGUUACAGUCACUCACAUUAAGCUGGAUUCUCCGUUCUUGAAUUACAAAUCCAGCAGAGGAAAAGUCUCUUUCACUGGCUGUGCUUGAUGCCAGGAUGGUGAAAACAUUCAGUCACUGCCAGGUUAGGAAAAAUUUUAGCAUGCUCCUUUCACCAUCAUAAAACCUGAAAAGGAUCCUCCUUGGGUGUCUCGAAUUCCAUGUAGGCUGCAACCUAAUCCUCGGGCUUUUCAUAGCUGGAGUCCUCUACGUCAGUGACAAAUGUGACAAUGGGGUCAUUGACUCAAUUGUGUCAUUGACUUUCAAAAUAAAAGGAAUCGCAGCUUGAUAAUAGGGAUUUAGUUGUCAAAAUAUUACACAUAUACUGCAAAUCUUUUUUAGUUGUUUUAUUCUGAAAAAUAAAAAAUAUGUUUUUGCUUGCCCAUGAGUAGUUUAUUUUUACUCAUGCCCAUACCCACAAAUUUAUAUAUAUACAUAUUUUUACUUAUUACACAGCUUUUUGUGGGGUACCUUUUGGUUACCCACGGGUACCUGACCAAGUGCAGGACUCUGCCCCAGCAUGCAGGCCUUAAUGUGUUAGUCUGUGUUAAAGUUAUGUUUAUUGUUUCAGUAUCCUACUUUAUCAACCACCUUUUAGCUCUGUUUUUAUUUUCACUAUGCACACCAUCAUACUUUAUAUAGCUUUCAGGGUCAAAACAAGAACCAUGUGUGAAUAAUGAGUGAGUAAAUAGCUGUGAAAGAAUACAGAAAUGAGAAGAGCCACAGCUAUGACCACACAGCUAAAGUCAGCACAAGAGAUAAAUAGUAGACAUCCAACUCCUGGAUAAGGUCUCAGUCAGUGAUAGCAUGUACCGGUAUCUCUGUAUCAUCCAUGUAGUGAUCUUAGUUUAGUAGUUAGGUGGUUUUUCUAAUGGUGUUUAAUCCCAGGCAUUUGGUUAAAAGGAACAUUUGCCAGUAAUAAAAGAAGUGUACGUGUUAGGAAAUAUUGGCUAUAAACCACAAUUCAGAAUGGCUAAUAGUUGCUCUGAUGGAAGGUGUAAUGGAAGAUCUGAUGUACUGUAAAGCAGCCCAUCAGAGAGAGAUUUCUCCAGGGCCAAGGAGUAUCAGUUUCAACACUGUCCCACUCUGUCUCUAACUUGAAUCUUCUUUUUCUUUUUAAGCGUAUCCUGUGUCGACCCAUUAACAGUGUGUUUUACUUGUUAAACUUGUAACAGACACUUGACAUUGGCUUUAUUUCAUUAAGUUUGGUAGAAAAACCUUAGGUCCCUCUAUUUAGUAUUUCUAAGCAGUAUUUAGACAUUUAAUGCAUGUUUUUUUUUUUUUUACAGACUAUUAUGUAGCCAGUCUGUUUGUUAAUGUAUUUUGCAGCAGUAAGAUUGGGCCAAAAGGACGUUACCAUCAUUGUCAUCAACAACUAAGUCUGACAUCCAGAUUUAACAGCCCUGCCCGCCUAUCCACACUAACAUCGGGUCCAUGUCAUUGGUCCGACAGCCCAUUGGUUCGACAUCCCAUUAGUCCGACUGUCCGCGGUGCUGAAUGGCUCGCGGCGGGUGUAUGGUGCGCCGCGACCGGCUCUGGGUCAGCUGGGAAAGGCUUGAGGCGGAGCAGGCUCACGGCUUAUGUGUUUGUCACUUUCUUUUUCAUUUUAACCCACACCUUGAUCUUUUCCUGACCCUAACCAAGUGGUUUUUGUGCCUAAACCUAACCAGACCUUAACCACAGGGCAUCAUCAUGAUUUCAGAACGGACUUCGGAACAAUGGGUUUAAUAUGGUCGGAACAAUGGGCUGUCGGACCAAUGAGCAGUUCCCCUAACAUUGUGGUUUGGGUUUGCUGUACCGCUAAUGGCAUUCAUUGUGUGCUUAAAAACUAAUAAUUGUAAUUUAUAAACCAAAUGAGCCAGAUGAAUAUCAAAUAUACUUAAUGUAUUACGGCUUAUUCCGUGUGCGAUAUGUGAAAUGACUAUAUUGUGAACAUUGUGAGCAUUAGACUCGCAGACAGAUACACAUACAUAAAGAAAAACUCAAAUCAUAUCAGACAAACAUGAUACCUCGUACCUCACACUCUUCCCAUUCAGAUCCCUCUCUCCUUUUUGUGAGCAAGCGAGGUGAGCUGUGUUUUUAUAUCACGGCUCCAGACCUCCAGACCGAUCUGGAGGUCUGGACUACUAGUGCAACUUGCACAUAAAAUAUGAACUGGAGAGCUGUUAGUUUGUUUCCAGUUUCCAGUGAAUAAAUCAUCACAUUUACAUGCGCCAUUGUAAGAGUUUAACUUAAUGAGUUUAACCAUAGUGCGAGCAGGUGAGGUGUGUGUUUUUGUAUCUGCAGGGCUCCAAACCGUGACUCACGGCCACAUUUUGUGACCACGGAUCACCCUUGUGACUUACAAAUACUACUAACAUAUGAACUGGAGAGCUGUUAUUUUGUUUACAGCCCACGAUGAAUUAAUCCUCACAUUAGAAGAUGCAAUGGUAACAGUCUGACUUUCUGCUAACUGUUCAAAAUUAAAGCACCAGUGGUUCCGCUUUGAUUUAUUUAACUAUUACAAGACUUAUUUAACUUUAUUACAGCAGUUUUUUGUUUACUUUAUCACAGUGGCCGUAGGCACCCAUAAGUCGAGGCUGUAGUAUAAAGAGAUAAAGAAUGACAAUAUAGUAGAGCACUGUUAAAUGGCUGUGUACAACUACAUUAUAGUGUGUUAUAAACCAUUAAUUGAAUGUUAUACUGCUUAUAAAUGCUACAUAUGUGGACAUACAGUGGUUGUAGGAGCUAAGCCUAUUACUUGCAGCUACAUGAGAUGUUUCACCCGGCCUGACCUGGCUGACACGCUUUACGCGGCUGAUGCCACAUCGUCCUUGGUUGUGUUGAGUUGGGGACAAUAAACUGCAGGUUCCAGUUGCAGAACUAUCAAAGUAUUUAUUCAUAGCACCAAACACAGGUUGAAUACAUGUCCAUUUUUUUUUAAUCUUUCAUUCAAACUGAACACACAGCAUGUUGCAUACCACCACAGUGGUCAAAAACCUUUUGCUCUUCUGGGAUGCAAAACCUGAUGGCAACAAUGUUGUUCCUACCUUUAUACCUUAAAACUCCAAAUGCCAAUGAAGCACCACCCAGUGUACAUAAAUAGCAAAUAAAUAGACUGCUGAGUGAAUGACCUAUUUGGCUCUUACAGUGGUUGAAGAACCUGUCUGAUCUUCUGACCACUCCUGUUUCAUAACCUAUUUUUAAUGGCCACUGCUGAUUACAUAGUUAUUAUUACUCAUAAGAAGGAUGACCAUAACUAUGAAAAUAAGACCCAAGUUGUAAAAAGACUGAUCCUUAAUAAUGAAGGAGAAUCUCUUUGUUGUCCUUCUUCUGGUCAGUGCAGUAUUAGCCUGUUAUGAAAGUAGGGACACCUACCUUCACUUCCUGUUGAUUGUCUCCUCUUAAAACCUUCUUUGAACAAAUGGACAUAAUGGAUUGUGCAGGCGAGCCUACAGCUCCAGGUGGAUUUGAGUUGAUGGGUGUUACUGCAUACAGCUGGGUAUGUGUCACAGAGGUAAGAGAAUAUGAACCCCCCCCCCCCCCCCCCACACUUCCUUGCCAUCUCCCACACCAUGUGCAGAUGUACAGAGGCGAGCCCUCCGUCUUUGAAACAACAGUCUUACUCUGGUUUUCUCUCUGUCUGUGCUGUUUGUUCUGUAUGCCAUGUCUGACACUUUGUGUUCUAAAUGUAAAAACCAAGCAAUAAGAGCAGUCUGACAGAACAAUCAAUCGCUGUGUCAUGCCCUGUGUUGACCACGGAAUUAAACAGCAUUGCUAUGCCUGUGUUGCAAAUAUAAGGCAAAGCAAAAGU
Messenger RNA from Epinephelus moara (kelp grouper), 7139 nucleotides. It is a transcript of the gene tmem200b, whose product is annotated as transmembrane protein 200B. Lineage: Eukaryota; Metazoa; Chordata; Actinopteri; Perciformes; Serranidae. The transcript is spliced from 2 exons. The coding region runs from base 965 to 2203 and encodes 412 amino acids. The record is from RefSeq and is a predicted model, not a curated record.